CUACCCUGGCCCCAGAGGUGCCGACCACAGCGGUGCCAAAUUUAUGACGAAGGAAGGUUCAGGAACAGGAUGUAGGGUAGCUAAUCUGAGCGAUGUUGUUAGACGUAAUAGUAAUAGUAAUUGUAAUUGUAAAAAAAUGUGAAUGUGCUAUCAUUUAAAAAAGUGUCGGCUCCGAGGGUCGGGAAGGUGUCUGCAUAAAUCUCUUUAUCCAUACACAGCUUGCUCUCGAAAAUCGCGCAGGCUGACAUGCAUUGAUCCACCUUGAUGGCCUCGCACUUUGCCACGAUCAUCUCUAACCCCCAGCACGAACGGGAGCAAUUACACAGGCGACCCCAUCAUAGUCGACAACGCUACGCUACAGCAGAACAGCCGAGUAGCCAUGGCUGAGCAAGACUUGAAGCAACAACAACUAGAACUGAACGAGAAAACGGCAAUGUUAAGGCUUCUCCGCCUAAUGAUCCAUCGUACUUCAGAGAAGUUAGUCAUCGUAGGUGAUCCAUCUUUCGAAGCAUCCUGAACUCUUCCGAAGAGUGGUCAUAAUGAUCCAUCUUACUUCAGACAAGUUAGUCAUCCUAGGACGGACACGGAGAGAGGCUCUUCAAAUUGAAAAGGAGGUCAGGAUGAGUCUCAACACCAUCCUCCUGCGCUUUUUUGCAAGUCGAAAAGUAAGAGAACCUGAGAACAGGGUGCACUAUCUUAUUAAGUAGAAAGUAAGAGGAACUAAGAACAGGAUGCACAUCCACUAUCUUAAAAUGGGGGAUUAGCGUGAUCGCUAAGAAUGGUUGCGAUGAAGACGUUGGCGGCGAAGAAGCUGGAAGAAAGACGCAAGGAAGAGUGGACCUUGAAGCAGUCGCAGUUGAAAGCUAUGGUCUUGGGCUUCUCAAGAGCAAGAUCGCGAAAGUCACCGUCUUAGUCUUAAACUCUCACUCUUUGAUGGAUAAAAGAAUACAUUUAAAUGUUGCGUUCUGCGCGUUUCUCGCCUCUAAAUUAAGCCAAGAGGAGGCCGUGAAGAUCCGCACUGCUGAACUACAGAGACAGAACGAAAUCGAGACGAAACAAGCCCGGAACGAGACGGAGGCAUUGCGCUUAGAGUUAAGCCAGGGUGUGGGAAAUCAAAUGCAUCUUCAACAAAGCCAACUUCUGACAGAGAGUGAGAGAAGAAAGAAAGAACAAAAAAGUACUUUUAUAUAUAAUAUCCAGAUGAUUCAUCACCAUCGUCCAGGGAAGUAGAAGAUGCAUUCCCUACCCCUCUAAGAGAGGAGUUAGCAGCCAAGGAUACACUGCAACAAGAACAGGAGUCAGCCACCAAGAAGAUGGACCGCCAACAAGCAGAAGC
Messenger RNA from Amoebophrya sp. A25, 1336 nucleotides. NCBI's taxonomy places the organism in Eukaryota, Dinophyceae, Syndiniales, Amoebophryaceae. The record is from the annotation of a GenBank genome assembly.